AUGGCUGCUGCCAAUACAAAUGCUUCAUCUGGUGCCGGAGCCACUGCUGCUCCAAAGAAGACUCAGGUCAAGAAGAAUGCCGACAACAUCAACUCUCGUCUUUCCAUGGUAAUGAAGACCGGAAAGUACGUUUUGGGAUACAAGGAAACCUUGAAGACCCUCCGCAACGGAAAGGCUAAGCUUAUCCUCAUUGCCAACAAUACCCCUCCACUUAGAAAGUCUGAGAUUGAAUAUUACGCCAUGUUGGCCAAGACAGGAGUUCAUCAUUACAACGGAAACAAUAUUGAACUUGGAACCGCUUGUGGACGUCUUUACCGUGUGUGCUCUUUGGCCGUCACCGAUCCAGGAGAUUCCGAUAUCAUCCGCAGUGUCCCAACCGAGUCUGCUUAA
Auanema sp. JU1783 is the source of this 390-nucleotide messenger RNA. NCBI's taxonomy places the organism in Eukaryota, Metazoa, Nematoda, Chromadorea, Rhabditida, Rhabditidae. The record is from the annotation of a GenBank genome assembly.